AUGCAGGGGAGCAGCCGAUUGCUUGAUAGGCGGCUCUCCUAUGCAGUCGAGAGUCUGGCGGAUGUCGGCGCUGCAAUCCGGGAGGAGGAGCCUGGCUUGGACUGGCUGGAAGGCUUCUGGGGCCAGGUGCUGGCUGGCAGCGCCCCGCCAGCGGAGUGCAAGAACCUGCUGCGACGGUCCCUGCCGGCUUGGGUCGACAUGUACAAUCGCUGGCAAGCUCAGGGCGAUUGGAAGCCAGGGCAUGCGCCAGCAGCUAUGGAUACAUACCAGUUUCAGGAGCUACUUGGCUUGCCACUGCCCAGGACGAUGGAAUUGGUGCGUCUCUUUGACCCCGUCGCUUAUGUGAAGCUCCAGCACAGCAAAUGCACAUUGGACUAUCGCCGUGUCCGGGUGCCGGUGUCCGCCUUCUUUGCAGCUGCCAUUUUCCUCUCCAGUAUUCCCAAGCAGCAGAAGAUUCGAUUUCUGCUAGGCAUGUUCGAUGAGAACGACAACGGUACCCUCGAGAUAACGGAGUUCGUCGACAUGCUGUCAUCCCUUCUCCAGGGAGCUGCAUGCCUUUUUGGGUUAUCAGAGCAUCCCGACAUGCCGAAGGGUGCUGCCAAGCAACAGCUGGGGAAGACACUGUUCCUCAGGAUCAUGGCUUCCGCCAGCACCAGGAUGUCAUUCUGGGAGGCCAAGUCCAUGCUUGUUAACGGUAGUGCUCCCUUUGCAAUCAUCGAGGACUGGUUUCUGGGCGAUUGUGGAGAUCCAUUGUCUGCUCCGUUUGCCAUGCUGCUUGAACGCUUCUCCGAAAGUGCAGUGGGUGCGCAGAUGUUGCACCCGCAGUGCAAGCAACUGCACUUGUCGCACACGGCCCCAGUCGAGCCGCCGAUGGAGGUAGAUCCCAUGCAGGACAUCGCUUGUCUGAGCCGCAGUCAGAUCAAAAUUACACACAGUGUAUUCAAUCACUGUCGCUCAGCUGGCCGCUGGACAAUCUCCCAUGCUGAAGCCGAGCAAGCUGUGGGGCCAAUUGAUUCAACGUUCUGGAGUCAGAGGCUAUCUCGCGCUUUGGAUGAGACUGCCGCAGCUCAUGACGCUGCCGGUGUCAGCAUGGCAGCCUUUGCAAAAAGACUUUGCUCAGGUACCUCUGUCCGACCUUUGCGCAUGUAUCAGGCAUGGCUGAAGGAACUAGAUCAGCUCGUGCGAUUGCAGCGUGAGCUCGAGGAGAGCCGCGCCGUGCUCAAGCAGUUCACGGCGUAUGUUUCUCGGCCUGUGCUGCCAGCUGCGGUUCGAAAAAGCUUGCUGGAAGAGUAUGACAGCUUUCAGAUGAGGCAGGCGGCAGAGUCUUCCCCGGUGCGAAAGCGGCUUUUCCAGUCCGGGCAGAUGGGCCUUGAUGACUUUGUCAUGGCCGUAUGCCCCAAGGACUACCGCCCGAAGCAGGGGAACCAGGAAGUGGAACAGGUCGUUGGUGAUUUCCUGACGAUGCAGCUAGCACAGCAGGAAAAGGCCCUAGCAGAGAAGGAAGCCAUGUUUGUUGAAGAGCAGAGCCUCGUUACCACCAGAAUGUCUUUUCUCAAGCCGCCGGUGUCUGACACAGCCUGGAAUUUAUGGAUACGGGUAUUCGAUCUUCUUGAUGUUGAUGGCACUUGGAGUCUUACGUUUGCGAAGUUGGCUGGUUCCCAGCUCCUGCCCAUUGAGGUGUGCGACUACAUGUGCAGGAACAUCGGUGGAACUGGCUUAGGUGGCCCUCGUGAUGGGUUCUCUAAAGAGGAGUUCCUGCAGAAAAUGAUUGACGUCGGCAACUGCCGACCACGCAAGGCGACGCUGAAGCAGUGCAGGCUUUGCAGCCACUGA
Messenger RNA from Symbiodinium sp. CCMP2456, 1833 nucleotides. Lineage: Eukaryota; Dinophyceae; Suessiales; Symbiodiniaceae. The record is from the annotation of a GenBank genome assembly.